Messenger RNA from Heteronotia binoei (common prickly gecko), 1068 nucleotides. Its product is annotated as lysophosphatidic acid receptor 6-like. Gene Ontology annotation, molecular function: oxysterol binding; G protein-coupled receptor activity. Gene Ontology annotation, biological process: G protein-coupled receptor signaling pathway. Gene Ontology annotation, cellular component: membrane. Lineage: Eukaryota; Metazoa; Chordata; Lepidosauria; Squamata; Gekkonidae. Bases 1 to 1068 code for a protein of 355 amino acids. The transcript has a single exon. The record is from RefSeq and is a predicted model, not a curated record.
AUGGAGGGAAGAGGCCCAUCCAACGAGACGCCAGUCAACGCCACUUCGGAGUGCUUCCUCCAAGCAGACUUCCAGUUCUCCUUCUUCCCCGCUGUCUACAGUGCGGUCUUCGUUUUGGGCCUGCUGGAAAACAUGGUGGCCUUCUACUUCCUGACCUGCAGGACAGCCGGAGCGCCCCGUUCCUUCGCCUACCUCAUCAACCUCGCCGUGGUGGACACUUUGUUCGUCUGCGUCUUGCCGUUCAAGAUCCACUACCACUUCAACCGCAACGACUGGGUCUUUGGCGACGUGGCCUGCAGCGUCACCGGCAGCGUGUACUUCGUCAACAUUUACCUCAGCGUCGCCUUCUUCACCUGCAUCUGCCUCGACCGGUACGUGGCGGUCCUCCACCCCUUCGCGUACAUCAGGAUCAAAAGCUGGCAUUACGGGGUGGUCUCCGCCCUCCUCUGGGGCGUGGCGGGGGGUGUCGCGGUGCCGCUCGUUCUGGGCGGCCCUCUGACCUCCCGGGAGAGCAACCGGACCGUCUGUUUCGAAAGCUUCGGGGCGGGCAGCUGGAGGGGGCGGAUGGUCCCUUACAACGCCUGCGCCCUGGUGUUCGGCUUCGCCGUGCCCUUCGCGGUGGUCUUGAUCAGCUACCCGCUGAUCGCCAGGCGCAUCUCCCGCAUCCCCCGCAGCGCCCGCAAGAGGAAAGCGCUGGGGACCAUCUACCUGAUCCUCUUCAUCUGCGCCACCUGCUUCCUCCCCUAUCACCUCACCCACCUGCUCCACUUCCUGAUGCGGGCCGGGCUCAUCCGGAACUGCCACUUCGCCGCCUUCAUUUACAAAAUGCGGCGGGUCACCUUAGCCCUGGUCAGCUUCAACUGCUGCCUGAAUCCAAUCCUCUACUACUUCACCUCGGCCAGCCGGCGGCUGCGCUGCAAGCUGCGCUUCAGGUCCAGGGCCGCCGCGGUCUACACCGUCAGCGGGAGACGGAACCGUGAGCUCCCCGGCGCCUGCGAAGCGCGGCGACGGGGUGAUGUGGACGGGGUGACGUGGUCGAGGAUGCCGCAGCAGCUCAGGGGACCUUAG